AUGGCCGAUGCAGGCUUUUUCCGAGGAACAAGUUCAGAUCAGGAUGGCAGGUUUUCAGACAAGGAAAAAAAGUUGCUCAAACAGAUGAAAUUCGAAGAUACAUUGGAACGGAAGAUCAAUAUGGACAAAAUCAACCUGGACGUCAUAAAGCCGUGGAUCACGAUGCGCAUCAACGAAAUUCUUGGAAUAGAAGACGACGUCGUAAUCGAAUAUAUCAUGAGCCAGUUGGAGGAGAAAACUAUAAACCCCAAAAUUAUGCAGAUUAAUAUAACCGGGUUUUUAAACGCGAGACGUGCUCGCGAGUUUAUGGGAGAAUUGUGGAUGCUUUUGAUCGAAGCGGACGAAUCCGAAGAUGGUAUCCCUCGUAGUCUUAUCGAGAAGAAAAUUAACGAAAUGAGAAAGGAGCCACGUCCUACUGGGAAUGGAGAAGCCAAAAUUGAACACACACCUCAGUCGGAUGACUGGGCAAAAAGGUACAGUUCAUUGUCAGGUGGUCGUUAUACUGGUCCGACAAAGGAGAAGGAAAUUAGUGAUGAUCGGAUUACAAGAAUAAGUCCUCGAGGUGGGACACCGCCACGUCAGCGAAAAAGAAGUGGCUCUCGCGAAGGCACACCACCAAGAAGGGUAAGUAUGGACUAG
Molecule: messenger RNA, 639 nt
Organism: Ostertagia ostertagi
Lineage: Eukaryota; Metazoa; Nematoda; Chromadorea; Rhabditida; Trichostrongylidae
Source: the annotation of a GenBank genome assembly